Messenger RNA from Linum tenue, 3918 nucleotides. The record is from the annotation of a GenBank genome assembly. NCBI's taxonomy places the organism in Eukaryota, Viridiplantae, Streptophyta, Magnoliopsida, Malpighiales, Linaceae.
CCCUUCUUCUUCUUCUUCUCCUCCCAAUUCCCUGAACAAAUCCCAUCUCCCAAAAUCUCGACUUUCCCUCGCAAAAACCUUCCCCACCCCCAAAAAAAACCGAAAUGUUGAAGCUUCUCUCUUCUUCUUCCCGCAAUCUCCACGCCCACAUCGCUUCCCCAUGCCUCCGAGCAACCCCUGCUCCCAACUCCGCCGGAGCUUCUGGGUCGUCGUCGAGCCCUUUGCUCAGAGCAAUCAAUUCGAUCGCUGAAUUGAGCAGGGGAAGCUCCAGCAGGCAUCCCAAUUCCUUCAGGAGGGCUUUCUUCUGCUCGGAUUCUUCCUCCUCCGGCGGCAGCGACGGAACGGGCAGUGGGGAGCUGGUUGAGGUUGCACUUAAGGGGGACGACAGCGAUGGCGAUGCCGGAGAUUCCAGCAGUAGCUCCUCCGCUAUUGUUUCUACUAAUCCGAAGCUCGAGGACUAUCUAACGAUUGCCAUGUGCUAUGGAGAUGGUAAUGGCUUGCGAAGAGUUUUGGCACUUCCAUUGCCUCAUAGACCUUUGUUCCCUGGUUUCUAUAUGCCUAUUUAUGUAAAGGAUCCCAAACUAAUGGCUGCACUACAAGAAGCAAGGAAAAGACAAGCUCCGUAUGCUGGUGCUUUUCUCCUCAAAGACGAGCCAGGCUCUGAUCCCAGUGUGGUAUCUGGUUCAGAUUCAGAGAAGAGCACGGACAGUCUCAAAGGGAAAUAUCUCUAUGAUCGCCUGCAUGAAGUUGGAACCCUAGCUCAGAUUUCAACUAUCCAGGGAGACCAGGUUGUUCUUGUUGGUCACAGGCGACUUCGCAUCACAGAGAUGGUCAGUGAAGAACCACUUACUGUGAAGGUCGAUCAUAUCAAAGACAAACCUUAUAAUAAGGAUGAUGAUGUUAUUAAGGCAACAUCAUUUGAAGUGAUAUCAACCCUUAGAGAUGUUCUGAAAUCGAUUUCCCUCUGGAGAGAUCAUGUCCAGACUUACACUCAGCAUAUCGGUGACUUUACUUAUUCAAGGUUAGCUGAUUUUGGGGCUGCAAUCUCUGGUGCAAACAAGUUGCAGUGCCAGGAAGUUCUUGAGGAGUUAGAUGUGCAUAAUAGGCUGAGACUUACCCUUGAGUUGGUGAAGAAAGAAAUGGAGAUAACCAAACUUCAGGAAUCGAUUGCAAAGGCGGUUGAAGAAAAGAUUGGCGGUGAGCAGAAGCGUUACUUAUUGACUGAACAACUUAAGAUCAUAAAAAAGGAAUUGGGCCUAGAGACGGAUGACAAGACUGCUCUUUCUGAAAAAUUUAGGGAAAGGAUUGAAGGAAACAAAGAGCACAUACCGGCUUCUAUUUUGCAAGUGAUACAAGAAGAGCUCACGAAACUACAACUUCUAGAGGCGAGUUCGAGUGAAUUCAAUGUCACUCGCAAUUACUUGGAUUGGUUGACUGUAUUGCCUUGGGGAAAUUACAGUGAUGAGAACUUCGAUGUCCUCCGGGCACAACAUAUUCUGGAUGAGGACCAUUAUGGAUUAUCUGAUGUCAAGGAAAGGAUAUUGGAAUUUAUAGCUGUUGGGAAGCUACGAGGAACUGCACAAGGGAAAAUCAUUUGUCUCUCUGGCCCACCUGGGGUGGGUAAAACCAGCAUUGGCAAAUCAAUUGCACGGGCCUUAAACCGUAAAUUCUUCCGGUUUUCAGUUGGCGGUUUAUCUGAUGUUGCCGAGAUUAAGGGCCACCGCCGGACCUACAUUGGUGCAAUGCCAGGAAAGAUGGUGCAAUGCCUGAAGAAUGUCGGAACUGCUAACCCUCUUGUCCUGAUUGACGAGAUUGACAAGCUGGGCAGGGGCCAUUCAGGUGAUCCAGCAAGUGCUAUGUUGGAGCUUCUUGAUCCGGAACAAAAUGCCAAUUUUCUCGAUCACUAUUUGGAUGUUCCAAUUGACCUUUCAAAGGUUCUGUUUGUGUGCACUGCAAAUAUAGUCGAUACGAUACCAACUCCUCUUCUGGACAGAAUGGAGGUCAUCACUAUUGCUGGGUAUAUCACCGACGAAAAGAUGCAUAUUGCCAGAGAUUAUUUGGAGAAGUCUACUCGUGAUGCAUGUGGUAUCAAGCCUGGACAGGUUGACAUGACUGAUGCUGCUCUUCUUGCCCUUAUUGAGAGCUACUGCCGAGAAGCUGGGGUCAGGAAUCUUCAGAAGCAAAUUGAGAAGAUCUACCGAAAGAUCUCCUUGCAACUUGUACGAAAAGGAGUCCGAGGUGUUUCGGAAGCUCAGGUUCUUGAGAAUGGAAAAGCAAGUGAAGAAAAAGUUGACAAUGCUGAGAAGAUCUCUGCAGAAUCUGUUGAAGGAAAUGUUGAAGGACAAACUGAGGUGACAGUUGCUGAAGCAGAAGUUGUGCUGGCUGAGAGCUCGUCUGAUCAAGAUUCUAAUCCUACAGAUCAAUCUACAGAGUCAAAGGACUCGUUGGAAACUGCGGAACAGGAGGAAAGUGAAUCAACUUCAACAGUCGAGAAAGUCUUGGUUGACAAAUCGAAUUUGACGGAUUAUGUUGGAAAGCCUGUCUUCCACGCUGAGCGAAUGUACGACCAGACUCCAUCUGGUGUAGUCAUGGGUCUUGCCUGGACCGCAAUGGGAGGAUCCACAUUGUACAUAGAGACCACUCUCAUUGAGCAAGGAGAAGGCAAAGGAGCCCUCCAGCUCACUGGCCAACUGGGAGACGUCAUGAAAGAGAGUGCCCAGAUUGCUCACACAUAUGCGCGAGUAGCAUUGCGGAAGGAAGAACCAGACAACCGUUUCUUUGCAAACACGAAACUCCACCUCCACGUGCCAGCUGGUGCCACCCCGAAAGAUGGGCCCAGCGCCGGGUGCACCAUGAUCACGUCCAUGCUCUCUCUGGCAAUGAAGAAGCCUGUGCGAAAAGAUCUCGCCAUGACUGGAGAGGUCACACUGACUGGGAAAGUCCUUCCUAUUGGUGGAGUGAAGGAGAAGACUAUUGCGGCUAGAAGGAGUGGCGUGAAGACAAUCAUAUUCCCGGAAGCUAACAGGAGGGACUUCGACGAACUUUCGCCUCAGGUUAAGGAAGGGCUUGAUGUCCACUUUGUGGAUAAUUACAGCCAGGUAUACGAAUUGGCCUUUGACAAUGAUCAGAACUAGUAGAUAAGAUAAGGCACAGAUUCUUUAUGUCUUCUGUGUCUUCUCAUAUACACAUUCUUGCACAAGCUUUUAAUAAGCCAAAAGAAGAAAAAACAUCCCAGUUUUGCGCCAUUAGAUAGAUCAUUGACAACUGACAGUCUGCUGAAUUGUAUGCUGCUGAAAAACCAGCCAUUCCCCAAACCCAGAAACAUUUCUUGCUAUUGGUGGGAGAGAGAGAGAGAGAGAGAGAGAGAGAGAGAGAGAGAGCAAAAUAAGGGAAGUGGAUUCCAAGUGUCGAGAAAGGAAAAGAUAGAUGGCUUUCUUUUUGUGAUGGAACAAGUUGGAGAGAAUUUCAAUUGGUUUGCUUUCGUUUUCUGUUCAUUGCUGGCUACCAUGCGUGGAAAUAAAGAGGCACCAAAUCCAGUUGAAAGUUACAGGGGGGAGACACCCUCCAAGAUUCUUAUAUCCAUCAUACUACAGGGGAAACUUUCUGGUCAUCAUUCGACAAUUAUACAGUGGGUUGGUGGACUGGCAGCUCUCUACUAGUUAGUCAUACCAUUGAAGUGAGCCUUUCACAUUUCUCUUUGAUUUGCUAAUAGUUGAAGUAACCUUUGACUUGUAACAGUGACUGCAACACAAGGAUUAAGAUGUGGAUACACAACUCAGAACACAAAAAGAUAGAUAAUGGAUGAGGAUUAGAAAUGUAAAGUUGUGUUCUUCAGUCCAUCAAUCAUAGUUGCAUGUAUAAUAUCAAUGACACAGAAUAUCUAAGUGUAUAUGUUAGAACGAAAGAGAAUGUAAGUAA